This is a messenger RNA of Gymnodraco acuticeps, 2206 nucleotides long. RefSeq lists its product as uncharacterized. NCBI's taxonomy places the organism in Eukaryota, Metazoa, Chordata, Actinopteri, Perciformes, Bathydraconidae. The coding region runs from base 890 to 1864 and encodes 324 amino acids. The record is from RefSeq and is a predicted model, not a curated record. The transcript is spliced from 4 exons.
UGUGGAGAGAAUAAGUGUAUGCCCGGGAGUUGAUGCUGUGGCGGAAGAAAGAAGAAUGAACAACAGUAAAGAGCUUAGUACCCGUAUCCUCUGUCCCUUGCUUCAUUAAUGUCUUUUUACUAAUACACAACAAAUUGGCGACGAGGAUGGCCGUGGCUUCUACUCCUUUACCUCCCACCUUUCUUCAGUGUCCGGGAGAACCUACUAUGCCAUUUGGAACAUGGCUAAAAAUGUUCGAAAACUACCUGCUAGUGAUCGACGUGGAAGGAGCCAAGUGGCCGGAUACCCGUAUACGUGCUACGCUGCUACACAGUCGGAACCGAAGCACAGAGGAUUUUCUACACAUUGACUGAAACGGGAACUACAUGCAACCAUGCCGUGACUGCACUACGGGCGCAUUUCGUGCCGAAGGUAAACGUAAUUGCGGAGAGACACAAGUUCCGCCAACGAGCCCAGAGACAUGAUGAAACAAUUGCACAGUACGUCUCUGCGCUACGUGAAAUUAUCGUUUUGUGUGAAUUUGGAAAUGCAGAACAGGAUAUGCUGCGUGAUCAAAUUGUGGAAAAAGCCUACAGUGGACGCAUACGUGAACGCUUGCUGCUAGAAGACAAACUGACACUGGAUAAAGCCAUUCAGAUUGCAAAUCAGGUGGAAACGGCGGUGCGCAACGUGGCCGAGUUCUCCAACAGUGAAGUGCCUGUGAGAGAGAUCAGGGCGCCAAAAUGGGAACAAAAACUUCCCGCUGCAAGUAAACAAAGGAAAGAUAACGCUUCGUGAUUCAUCACCAGUGGUGCUCAAGCACAACCAGUGCUCCUGUGUUGCAGGAACUGUUUUGUGCAAUCACACAGUAGCAUUGCUGUUCCAAACAGCACACUACACUGAACUGAACAUGCCAGUUGUGCCACCUGUGCAUAGCUGUACUGAAUCGGAACAGCAAUGGCACAAGCCGCGAACAAUGGGUGUGAAGCCAGGGCCCAUCAACUCCAUGGUCUUCACCAAGCCUGUACCAAAUAGGAUGGUGCAGACUGGAGUAAGGAGUGGAUUCUACAGAGGCAUGGUGGGGCCAUUACCAGAUCCUUGCCUGUUCAGAGUUACGGAGGCAUACUCAGCAUUCAGCAUUGAAGACAGGCCGCUUGUGACCACAAUGAACAUGAGACCUGACAAGCCCCUUGUGGAACGUGCCUUCGGGAUUGUGCAGGAGGGCAGUGUUCUGUCCUAUCAGAUGCCUGCUUUGACGUCUCGGUACACCACACUUCACACUGACACACCACCAACACCCCAUUUGCCCAUAGAGGGGUAUGUGAUCUUGCCAUGUGAUUUACCGCUGGUGUGCUCAGAAGAGGAGCAACUACAUAUGAACAGCUUAUCUGUUGAUUUGGAAAUGUCUCACAAAAUUGAGGAGGCUACCCGUGAGCAAAGCUCUAGCUCAGAGUGGCAUCUGCUCCGCAAACCCAGGGUUACUGCCUCUAGGUUAAGAGAGAUUUGUCACGUCAGAGGUGAGAGCUCUGCUAACUCUCUUGCAGAGCGAAUACUCAAAGGUACAAGGCAGACCGCAGAAAUGAGGAGAGGUGCCGAGAUGGAGCCCACAGUAGCAGCUGAAUACAGUAGACUGGCAAACGUGAACUACUCCCCUUGUGGCCUUAUCAUUCACCCCUCUACGCCCUGGCUUGGUGCCUCCCCUGAUGGAGUUGUUUUUGACCCAACAGAAUAUCCCCAAUUUGGCCUUGUUGAAUUCAAAUGUCCCAAUGUCCCAAAUUAUGUCGACUGCAAAUAUGUGCAGAUGGAAUGUGGCUCCCCUAAGCUCAAGAAAAGCCAUGCCUAUUACUGGCAAGUACAGGGUCAACUUCUUGUAUCUGGGAUGUAGUGGUGUGACUUUGUAGUGUGGGCACAAGAGGACUACCUGGUGCAAAGAAUAUGCACAGAUCCAGAAGUGCAAAGAGCAAUCAGAGAAAAAGUAGACUUUUUUUUUUUUUACUCAUACAUGCCGAAGUACCUGUCAUUAAAAAAGUAGUGGGCACUGUAGCCAUUGUUAACUCUGUAAGCAGUUAGCUGCUAGACCCUGGCUCAGCCGUCAUUGUUUUUAGGAGGCAAUCCCUCAAUCAUGUGUUCUGAAUGACAACAAAAUGUGAUUUCAAUAUUUUGUUUUUGAUAUAUAUUGUUUGUCACAUUUCAUAUAUGUAAAUAAAUAUACAAUUGUAUUUAAAAA